This is a messenger RNA of Zingiber officinale, 2825 nucleotides long. Its product is annotated as G-type lectin S-receptor-like serine/threonine-protein kinase SD2-5. Lineage: Eukaryota; Viridiplantae; Streptophyta; Magnoliopsida; Zingiberales; Zingiberaceae. The record is from RefSeq and is a predicted model, not a curated record. Bases 172 to 2664 code for a protein of 830 amino acids. The transcript has 2 exons. Gene Ontology annotation, molecular function: protein serine/threonine kinase activity; ATP binding. Gene Ontology annotation, biological process: protein phosphorylation.
CAGCGAGAUAAUUACCUUUUGGAUACUUCAUCAACUCCAUCAGCAUCUCUUUUAUCAGGUCCUCGAUAAUUAACUCAAUUUGUGUGAGAAGGAUAUUGUGUAUCAGUGUUGAAAGCAGCAAUUUAAGCUUUUCUUCCCACAGGCUGGCACCAAACAUCAAACGGACAGCCGAUGGCCAUGACUCCGGUCAACCACCGUCGCCGCCUCGUCCUCUUCCUCCUCUUCACCGUUUCCCCUCUCCUCCUAGCCCAGAUGCAGGUAGAUUUCCCAUCCGCCAACCUCUCCACUCUUUGGGUCAACGACCCCUCCCUGCACAACGACAGCUUCGAGGACGGAUCCCUAGUGCGGUCCAUCCUCCUCCGGAGCUUCCCCAACGACGGAGGCCCCACCUACGCCUGCGGAUUCUACUGCAACAACCCAUGCAACGUCUUCCUCUUCGCCAUCUUCGCCGUCUUCACCGACAGCGUCGGCUACAUCAUGGGCUUCACGACCUCCCCUCCUCGGGUGGUCUGGUCAGCCAACCGAGCCACCCCCGUGGAGGACAAUUCCACCCUCCACCUCACCGACCUCGGCGACCUCGUCCUCGCCCACGCCAACGGCACCGUCGUCUGGUCCACCGGCACCGCCUCCAGAUCCGUCGCGGGUAUGAACAUCUCCCUAUCUGGAAAUCUAGUUCUGUUCGAUCAGAGCGGCGCACCUGUGUGGCAAUCUUUCGAACACCCAACGGACACCUUGGUUCGAGGGCAGACGCUCAAGGAAGGGCAGAAACUCGAUGCCAACGUCUCCGUCACCAAUUGGACCAAUGGUCCGGUAUACCUAACUGUCCUUUCCGAUGGAUUAUAUGCAUUCACCGCUUCUACUCCUCCUCAAUGCUACUACCAGAAAACGCCUGAUGACAAUAAGCACAUCAAUGGUAGCCUCGAUCUGUUCGCACUGUUCGCACUGCCAGCCUCAUCCUCCGUCCAAUUUAUGAGAUUUGAGUCUGAUGGUCAUCUCAGAGUUUAUGAGUUGAACCUAGAAUGGAACGUGACUGCUGAUGUUUUGGGGUUGGAUGUUUGUGCCUACCCGAUGGUUUGUGGAGAAUAUGGUAUUUGCUCCAAUGGGCAGUGCAGCUGCCCUGUUCGAGAAAGUGGUAGUUCAAGCUACUUCAAGCCGAUUGAUGACCGGAGAAUUAAUCUCGGUUGCUCCCUUGUGACUCCUCUUUCCUGUGAAUCCUUGCAAGAUCACCAUCUGUUAACUGUUGAUAAUGUUUCUUACUUCAGUUUCACAGACUCAGGAGCUGCAGCAUUUAAGAAUAUAGAUGAGGCGAGCUGCAAGCAGGCUUGUUUGAAGAAUUGUUCAUGCAAAGCAGCACUUUUUCAGUAUGCGGAGAAUGUUUCAGAUGGAAAUUGUUUCCUGCCAACACAACUCUUUUCGUUGCAGAAUAACCAGCCUUCUUUGACUCAUUUUAAUUCAUCAGCAUACAUCAAGGUUGAGACUGCAUCGACUGCAUCUAAUAAUUCAAUUGUUCCAAGUCCACCAUCAGAAAACAAGGGGAGUACUCGUGUCCCAUUUAUAAUAGGCAUCAUUGUGGCUGCAAUAGUCGUUUUUGUUUUAGCUAUAGGUGGCCUUCUUUCGGUGUAUGUUCGAAGGAGAAAGACUACGGAAGUCGAAGAGGAUGAUUUCCCAAUAGUACCAGGAAUGCCAACAAGGUUCUCAUUUCAACAUCUCAAAGAAGCUACAAAUGACUUCUCCAAAAAACUUGGCCAAGGAGGGUUUGGUUCUGUGUUUGAGGGAAGCAUAGGUGACCAAAAAGUGGCAGUGAAGCGCUUGGAUGGAGUAGGCCAAGGGAAGAGAGAAUUCUUAGCAGAAGUUGAGACGAUCGGUAGCAUUCAUCACAUCAAUCUGGUAAAGUUAAUUGGAUUCUGCGCUGAUAAGUCGAACAGGCUCCUAGUUUACGAGUACAUGUCCAACGGAUCACUUGAUAACUGGAUAUUCAGCAAGGACCAAAAUCACACUCUUGAUUGGCAAACUAUAUGCAAGAUUAUCACUGACAUAGCCAAGGGUUUGUCUUAUAUUCAUGAAGAAUGUAGACAACGCAUAGCUCAUUUGGAUAUCAAGCCUCAAAACAUCCUCUUGGACGUCAAGUUUAAUGCUAAGGUUUCUGAUUUUGGAUUAGCUAAGCUGAUCGACAGAGAUCAAGAGCAAGUAAUGACUAGAAUGAGAGGCACCCGCGGAUAUUUAGCCCCUGAGUGGUUGACAUCAGUAAUAACUGAGAAAGUCGAUGUGUAUAGCUUUGGUGUUGUGGUUGUCGAAAUUGUCUGUGGAAGAAAAAAUUUAGACUACUCUCAGCCUGAAGAGAGCAUUCACCUAAUUAGUUUACUACAAGAAACAAUCAAAAUGAACAAGCUGGAAGAGAUAGUUAGUCAUGACAACGAUAUGAAGCUUCACCUUGAAGAAGCCAUUAAGAUGAUCAAAUUAGCGGUAUGGUGUUUACAGAUUGACUGUAGUAAAAGGCCUUCCAUGUCUACUGUUGUGAAGGUUUUGCAAGGUGCAGCAACCAUAGAAACUGAUUUGGAUUAUGACAUUGUUACGACAGCUCAUCUAAUGAGAAAACAGCGAGAUAAUUACCUUUUGGAUGCUUCAUCAACUCCAUCAGCAUCUCUUUUAUCAGGUCCUCGAUAAUUAACUCAAUUUGUGUGAGAAGGAUAUUGUGUAUUAGUGUUGAAAGCAGCAAUUUAAGCUUUGUAAGUAUUGUAAUAAUAGCCGAUCCCGUCUAAGUAGAAUAAGGUUUGAUUGUUGUGGUAAGAAUUGCAUUAAUAAUAAAGCUUGUCAAAAGUUUCCUA